This is a messenger RNA of Camelina sativa (false flax), 2487 nucleotides long. Its product is annotated as DUF724 domain-containing protein 6-like. NCBI's taxonomy places the organism in Eukaryota, Viridiplantae, Streptophyta, Magnoliopsida, Brassicales, Brassicaceae. The record is from RefSeq and is a predicted model, not a curated record.
GUCGUCUCUGCUUCCAAUUGUGAAAGUGGAGUGAGAGGAGAGAAGAGGAGGGUUUUCCAAAUCUUAGGGUUUUUUUCUUUUUUUUUUCUUUCCGCGGAAUAGAGAGAGAGAGAGAGAGAGAUGGAGAGAGAGAUGGAGGAGACGAUUACGAAGAAUUCACAAGUAGAAGUGUGUUCUGAAGAAGAAGGUUUUGCAGAUGCAUGGUUCAGAGGUGUUCUCGAGGAAAACCCAACGAAAUCAGGACGCAAAAAGCUCCGUGUUCGUUACAUGACUCUGUUGGACGACGACGGUUCUUCUCCUUUGUAUGAGAACAUCGAACCGAGGUUCAUCAGACCUGUUCCGCCGGAGGAUGAGUACAAAGGUGUCGUCUUUGAGGAAGGGUUGAUGGUGGAUGCUGACCAUAAAGACGGAUGGUGGACCGGUGUGCUUAUCAAGAAAUUGGGGGAUGACAAGUUUUGGGUUUACUAUGAUACUCCACCUGACGUUAUUGAGUUCCGGAGAAACCAAUUGAGACCCCAUCUCCGCUGGACCGGUUGGAAAUGGGCCCGACCAGAGAUUCAGGAAUUGGAUAAGUCCAUGUUUAGCUGCGGGACAAUGGUGGAAGUGAGUACUGUCAGAGGGAAACCGGAAGUUGCCUGGUUCCCCGCUAUGAUAGUUAAAGAGAUCGAAGUGGAUGAUGAGGUGAAGUUCAUCGUGAAGGACUGUAAUAAACACUUGAGCUUUAAUGGUGAUGAGGCUAGAACAAACACUACCGUUGAUUCCUACCGUGUUAGACCCACACCGCCUCCUUUUCCAGCUGACAAUUACAUGUUGUUGGCUCGUGUUGAGGUCUUUCGUGGUUCCGUAUGGCGUCAAGGGUUGGUUAGAGAAAUUCUCAAUCAGAAUUGUUACAAGGUUAUUUUAGCGAAUACAAAGGAGGAAUGCGUGUUUAAACACUCAGAUCUCAGGCUUUGUAAGGUUUGGGAAGAUGGGGUUUGGCAGGAUGGACCAAAGUCCACUUUUCAGCAAAAUUUCGGGAGAGAAACUCCUUCCAAUGUCAUAAAAGCAAAGCCAAUUCGCUCUUGUUCUGGUGCUAAGUCAGUGACUCCGAAAAGGACCACAAAGCAUAUAAGAAGAUCACUCAAUCUUGAGGAUAAUGACGAGACUCUCACAAAUGCUGAAACUGGAGCUGCCACUCGAGAACUGAGAACGAAGAGGGCUAAUGAUGUUACUAAUGAUAAUACUCCUCGGGCCAUAACCCCGCAAGCGAAACCAAUAGCCUCUGUUAAACCUGUGGCCCCGUCCCGAGUCAGAACUGCAACGCCGUUGAAACCAACAGAGGCUGAUACUCGAGGAAAGACAGCCCCUAAGAAGACACCUGAGCCAAUGAGUAAAAGGAAUGGCUUGAAAAAUGCAACUCAACAGAAGAUGCUUGAGGAGAAGAGUAUCGAAGAUAAGGGUAUAAAAAGGAAGAGAGAAGAAAAACAGAACGCAGACCUUGGGGAAACUGAUGAGAGUUGCAAUGGUCCAAUAGCUGAGAUCAAUGAUACAAGUACUAUCUGCACCGAUGCUGAUGUCGAUGAUCAGCCUCUCGCUGCUUGGAUAAGUUCACCUACUGAGCUACCCUUUGAUCAUAGCUCGGCUGUGGUGAAUAAUGCUGCUGCUGCCACCGAUGUUGAGGAAACACAAGGAAAUAAUACACUAAUGAGUUUGCCUUUUGCAAAGAAGUCACCGUUUUGGAAGGCGUAUGAAACAGUACCACAGAUUCCACAUUUUGGCCCAUUGUUUGAGGCUAAAGAAGAUCUCCGGGAAUGGGCAGCAGUUGGUAUGAUGGUGACUUUCUACGGGUUAUUAGAUGAAGUAAAUCAUCUGCAGCCCGAUGUUUCCUCGAGCACACUAAGUAGCCUCAGUUGUUCUUUUGAGGAUCUAGAGAAGUAUGGGUUUGACAUUUCAACCCCUCAGUCACGGAUCAACAAAAUGGUUUCUCUCCAAGAUGAGAGAGCAACGAAAGAGGAGGAAAGAAAAUGUCUAGAGAAGACAAUUGAAGCUGGAGAGCUGGAAGUGCACAAGUAUGAAGAAGAGAUGGUCGAGUUAGAAUGCAAAAUUCUGGAGCUGAAGAAACAACAAGUGGUUACGAAAGAGAAGAAGAAAGCUGCUGAAAAAAGGACAAUUGAAAUGAAAGCAUGGCGAGAAACGAUUGAGCAAAAGAUUGAAGAUUUGAAGCUUGAGUUGGAGACAACUGCUUCUGCUCCAUGGUAAAUGGUAAUAACUAAGGUAAAGAAGCCAACGCUAGGAAUGACAUCUAAGCUCUGUAUUUUGGUAAAUGACAACUUAGAGAGGGUAGAUGUAAGUUAAAAAAAAAAGUCUAAUCUAAGGUCAGUAGCUCGGUUAUUGUUUAUGAGGGGAUGUUUAGUUUAACUAAUCCUUUUAAGAUGAAGUAUCUUUUGCGAAUCUUAUGAUGGUGAAUCAAUCUAUAUAUUUUGAGAGUCUCCCAACAAUCAAGACCGG